Messenger RNA from Ogataea philodendri, 1119 nucleotides. RefSeq lists its product as uncharacterized. Lineage: Eukaryota; Fungi; Ascomycota; Pichiomycetes; Pichiales; Pichiaceae. The transcript has a single exon. The coding region runs from base 1 to 1119 and encodes 372 amino acids. The record is from RefSeq and is a predicted model, not a curated record.
AUGGAGACUGAGAAACGGAUUGUGUCUGAGUCGAGCUAUGACACUGUUGCGUCGGAGGUUGUUUUCGACAACCAGGCCGCGCUUAUCAGUGACGAUGUCCAGACAGUCUGUUCAUCCAAGUAUAAUCCAGCAGCAAGCACUCUCAGGCGUCAUAGCCAUAAGAAAACCAACUCUUCCGCGACAGUGUUCUACGAGAACCCAUACAAGCGCACACGCACGGCCAGAUCGUCCAUGAAACGGCUCACAAUCACGUCCAACUGGGGAAUCGACGAGAAACAGGACCAGCGUAACAGCCAGAUCAUGAAGCAGCUGAUGGCCGGCGACACGAGCUCGCUGGCGUCUUCACAGGUGUCGCUGGGUCACCGGUCCGCGCAGCUGGUGGACUCGAGCGUGGUUCCGUUUGCGACGUCACGUGCUGCAUCGCUGCGUCGCCAGCUCUCAAAUCGCACUGUGAAGCCGUCGGUGGGUAGUCUGCAGCGGUCGAACGCCGUGAAGCGCAAAGAAGGCUGGCUCACGAGCCUGCGUAAAAGGAUCCGUCAAUGGAAGAGCCGCGCGGUUCAGAAAUGGCGGAGAGUGCGCCAGCAUCGUCUGUUUGGCCGUCGCAGAGCCAAGCCGGCUCUGCAGAUUUCUGCGCCGAUCCUGCCCGCCCUUUCGCGCCAGGGAACCGUCCGGCGUGUCUCGCGUACACCAACCGUCUCGCACACACAGAAGAAACAGGCCAUGGACCGUCUCAUCAGAAGAAGCCAGGACAACCUGAUCGACCGCCCCGACCUGGACCAGCUCCAGCCGCUCCUGGACAUGUGGUCGCAGUACUUGAAGAACGUGAUCGGCAACCGGAUCCAUCUCAAGCUCGACCUCAACCAGCUUUCCAGACCAACAGCCGCUACCCACGAACGCAAGGAGAGUCUGCUCGGCUCGAUCCUGGCAGAUUACGUCAGCACCGACGAAAGCGACACCAACAGCAUGGUUUCUGAGCAGAGCGAUGCAGUGUCGGUCUCAACGGCGGAAUCGUCGAUCCUGGACGAUGCUCCGGGGUACCUGGGCGUUAAGGGUUCGUGGAACUCGGAGUUAAAUCGGCAUGAUAGCGGAGCCUUUUCUUUCGCUCCUUCGGUAACAUAA